Drosophila elegans is the source of this 3738-nucleotide messenger RNA. RefSeq names its product fibroblast growth factor receptor homolog 1. Gene Ontology annotation, cellular component: signaling receptor complex; membrane. Lineage: Eukaryota; Metazoa; Arthropoda; Insecta; Diptera; Drosophilidae. The record is from RefSeq and is a predicted model, not a curated record. Gene Ontology annotation, molecular function: fibroblast growth factor receptor activity; ATP binding. Bases 1007 to 3172 code for a protein of 721 amino acids. The transcript has 2 exons. Gene Ontology annotation, biological process: positive regulation of cell population proliferation; multicellular organism development; fibroblast growth factor receptor signaling pathway.
GGUUUGACUUUAGUUGCGAUCGGACUGCGUGCCGUUACAGUUAGAAAAUCGGAGGAAAAUCGACAGCGGACGGAACCCGAUCGAUCGAUUGAUCGGUCAAAAUCGCUUAAUAAUUAUGGUCAAUAAUAACUAGAAUUACUGUGAAAACACAUUCGAAGUAAAGGAAAGAGUGAGACAGCGUCAAGUGUGCAGCAAUUUCUGCUUCUGUUUUAGUGCCUAAGUGCCACACAAAUACGCACUAAAAAAUUUCAAGAAUUUUAAGUGGAAACAUUCUCGAAUUCUGUGAACUUUCUCAAUUGUGUUUUGGUGAAACAUUUACAUUUUAACCGAAGGCAAGAGAAAUUCCAACGCAGAGACACUUUGGCUAUUUGGCAAGAAGCUUUUUGCUAUGGAGCAACGCACAUUGUGAGAUGUUGCAGUAAAAUCAAACACGAUCCAAGGAACACACCCUACCCAGCAGCCGAAUGAUCUAUGGAAACUGCGAUGAUCAACGCCCACGAUCGGAGCUCUUUUGGUGAUGGCUGCCAUAAAUCCAUCAUCUCACUGAGUAUAUCACACACGACCGCCCCCAAUAAUUAAAAGCCGUGCGGCAUCUUGCGUUUUUUGGGGGAAAGUAUUUCCGUUGCACCAACAAGAUAGGUGAUCAUCAAGAGGAUCAUCAUCUCAGCAUCGUCUUCAUCGGCAUCCGAUUGCAAUUGUAAGCGGAGUGGAGGAUCACUUCAAAGGCACACAUGUUGCACACUAAAGAGGCAACUGUUGUUGUUUCCAUUAUAAAUUAGAAACUAGAAGAUCACCGAUCUUCUUCCGACGCGAAUGAAAAAGGGAGAGCAGUCUAUCUAGAGCGGAGCACUCUAAAGUGGAUUUCCGGUGAAUAAAAAACCACACAGCACAUGCGACAAACUGCGACAAGGGAGUUGCUGUUGCAGUUGCAGUUGCCAUUGUGGCACUUUUGAAAGUGCCUGUCCCUCUGCCUCUGGCAAGAGUUACAAAAAUAAAUAUCCUAAAAAUGGCUGCUGGCUGGAGUUGGCGAGCCAGUCACUCAACGAUCACAAUGAAGAGCGGGUCGCUGGCGAUAUUUGUGCUACUGCUGCUGCUGUUUCAAGUUGAAGGCCGCCGCCAAGUGGCCAAUAGUCAGGAAAUGCUAAAAGACAAUUCGGGAGGCAGUCAAAAUAAAACCUCGGCUAUUUCAAGUAACACCAACCAAACAGCAACAACGGAUUUGGACGAUGGCCCUGCGGAUGAUGAUGAUAAUAAAGCUGAACUGCCGGAGAGCGAAAGUGGAAAACCCUAUUGGCGGCAUCCCAAGAGAAUGAGUUUUCUCCAGACGCGACCUUCGGGCUCACUGCUCGCUUUAAACUGCCAAGCUGUGGGAAAUCCUGAGCCGAAUAUCACUUGGUAUCGCAAUGGAACCGUUGAUUGGACGCGCGGGUAUGGCACUCUUAAGAAAAAUCGAUGGACAUUGACCAUGGAGGAUCUGGUGCCGGGUGACUGUGGCAACUACACCUGCAAGGUGUGCAAUGCCUUAGGCUGCAUUCGACAUGACACCCAGGUGAUCGUAAGCGACCGGGUUAAUCAUAAGCCCAUCUUGAUUACCGGACCCUUGAAUCUCACUCUCGUGGUCAAUGGCAGUGGCAGCAUGUACUGCAAAUAUCUGUCGGACUUAACCAGCAUGAAGGCCUGGAUCUUUGUGCCCUGCCAGGGGAUGACCAACUGCUCCAACAACCGCACGAUCAUCGCCCAGGGUAAGGAUCAGCUGGAGUUCGUGAACGUGACGAUGGAACAGGAGGGCUGGUAUACCUGCAUCGAGAGCAAUAGUUUGGGUCGAUCGAAUAGCACCGCUUACCUGCGAGUGGUGCGAAGCCUGCAUCUUUUGGAGGCCGGAGUGGCCAGUGGCGUGGAGCGCACCAAUCUCAUGUACUUCAUCGUCUUUGGCGGAUUUCUUUUCAUCAUCAUGUGCGCCUCGUUUCUCUUUUAUGCAGUGCGCAAAAUGAAGCAUGAAAAACUGCUGAAACAACGCAUAGAAACCGUGCACCAGUGGACCAAAAAAGUUAUAAUCUUCAAGCCCGAGAGUGGCGGAGAUUCCAGUGGAUCCAUGGACACCAUGAUCAUGCCGGUGGUGAGGAUAAAAAAGCAGCGAACCACCGUCCUUCAAAGUGGCAAUGAACCGGCUCCCUUCAAUGAGUACGAAUUCCCACUAGAUUCGAAUUGGGAGCUGCCGAGAAAUCAUCUCGUUUUGGGCGCCACUUUGGGAGAAGGUGCCUUUGGUCGGGUGGUCAUGGCGGAGGUCAACAAUGCCAUUGUGGCUGUGAAAAUGGUGAAGGAAGGCCACACGGAUGACGACAUUGCCAGUUUGGUGCGGGAAAUGGAAGUUAUGAAGAUCAUCGGACGUCACAUCAACAUUAUUAACCUAUUGGGAUGCUGCAGUCAAAGUGGGCCACUUUAUGUAAUCGUUGAAUACGCACCGCACGGCAACCUCAAGGACUUUCUCUACAAAAAUCGACCAUUUGGCAGAGAUCAGGACCGGGAUAGUUCACAGCCGCCUCCAUCGCCGCCAGCUCAUAUAAUAACCGAAAAGGAUCUGAUUAAGUUUGCCCACCAAAUUGCACGGGGAAUGGAUUACCUAGCCUCCCGGCGCUGCAUUCAUCGAGAUUUAGCCGCCAGGAAUGUACUUGUCAGCGAUGAUUAUGUCUUGAAGAUCGCUGAUUUCGGGUUGGCAAGGGAUAUCCAGAGCACCGAGUACUAUAGGAAAAACACGAAUGGAAGGCUACCCAUUAAAUGGAUGGCCCCGGAAUCGCUGCAGGAGAAGUUCUACGACUCGAAGAGCGACGUCUGGUCAUAUGGAAUUCUGCUGUGGGAGAUCAUGACAUAUGGACAACAACCGUAUCCCACGAUCAUGUCCGCGGAGGAGCUCUACAGUUAUCUAAUGUCCGGGCAGCGGAUGGAGAAGCCAGCAAAGUGUUCCAUGAACAUCUACAUACUCAUGCGACAAUGUUGGCAUUUCAACGCUGACGAUCGGCCGCCUUUCACGGAGAUCGUGGAGUAUAUGGACAAGCUGCUGCAGACGAAGGAGGAUUAUCUGGAUGUGGAUAUUGCCAAUUUGGAUACGCCGCCCUCGACAAGCGACGAGGAGGAGGACGAAACGGAUAACCUGCAAAAGUGGAGUAAUUACUAAUCGAUCUAAGCUAGUUUUCCAUAUCUUUCGAAUCGAUCCUGCGAAGAAAUGAAGCAAUUUAGGUUAGCUUCUAAGCCGCAGUCAGAAAAAACCAAAAUUGUUAUUUAUUAAUUAUUUGGUUUGAUCCUAGAACACUCUUUAAAAGAUCCAAGGUUUAAAUUAAUGUUACAAAAAACUAUCUACACUCGAAUUUAUGUAUAUAUAUAUCUUAUUGCCUGUUAAUUAAAAUUGCCUGUAUAUCUUAUAAAAAAAAACACAGCAAAAUAGCACCAAAGGCGUAAAACCAAAAACUAGCUGCAACUCGAAUUUAUCCCUAUUUAAGAGUUCGUUUAAUACAUAUUAUAGGUAAUAUCUUAGAAACUAGUAAGCGUAAUAAUAAGUUUCGAUUAAGACUCGGUUGUAUUUCUGUUGUAUUUUUCAUUGUACUGAUCUUUGUAGUAUUCGCAGUUUUAUACUCGCUAAAUUAUACUCGUAGCCCAUAAGCACAACAAUGUUCUAUGUUAGAGUUAGUUGCAUGCCCGCAGUGCCUUAUGAAACAAUAAAUGUUGUACGUACAUAUCCGAAAA